AUGGCAAGAGUUAAAAGGCCGGCUGUUCGAGACCCACCACUGACGAAUGUACCUGUGCGAAGAAGUAACCGACGAGGAGCGGCUGUAAAGGCUCCAAAUGCAGAACCUGAGAUGGUGGAACUUAGUAAUAAUAGUUCCUCACCAUCAAUGAGCGAAAGAGAUGAAAGAAAUGAAGUAGAAAAUGGAGAAGAUGGUGAGCAUGAAGGUGAAGAAAAUGGAGAAGAGGAUGAAGAGCCUCAAAGAAGAGAACAAGAGGUUGAAGAAGAAGAACCAACAACUCAAAGAUGCAGCCAUGGAUGCAGCCAUGGAACCGCAUGCCACACAGCCUACUCCCUUGGAGUAGGACAGAGAGGCUCUUCUGGAAGAGCAGAGAAGUUGGCAUAUCCGUUUACACAAUGGACUCUACAGUUCUACUUAGUUUUGAUGCCUCAUUUGAGUUGGGAUGUAGCUAGUAGUGUAGAGGGUAGUGAGAAAGAGAGAGAAGGUCAAAGAACGUGGAAAGAAGCUCCGAACUAUACCUUCAUGCAUGAAGCAACAAAAGCUCGGAAGAUUUCAGUCUACGACUACAUAGUCAUUGGUGGAGGCACCACAGGAAUCCCAAUAGCCACCACAUUAUCUAAAAACUAUUCAGUUCUACUGCUUGAACGUGGUGGCUCACCUUAUGGCAAUCCAAACAUCACCAAAUUAGCCAACUUUGGCUCCUACUUUUCUGACAACUCACCAGACUCCCCUUCUCAACAAUUUGUUUCCGUCGACGGCGUUGUAAAUGCACGGCCACGCGUUUUGGGUGGUGGUACUUCAAUCAAUGCAGGCUUUUAUUCUCAUGGUGAGGCAAGAUUCCUAAAAGUGGCCAAACUAAUGAAUGAAAGAUUGAUUAACGAGUCUUAUCGGUGGGUAGAAAGGGUGAUGGUUUUUAAGCCGAUUCUGACUAGGUGGCAUUCGGCAUUGAAAGGUGCGCUUGUUGAAGCUGGAGUGACACCAGAAAACGGGUUUACAUAUGAACACAUCCUAGGGACUAAAGUGGGUGGUAUUAUUUUUGAUCAAAAUGGGCAGCGCCAUACGGCAGGGGAUUUGCUACAGUAUGCAAAUCCUAAGGGGUUGCAUCUUCUUUUGCAUGCAACUGCACACAAAAUCUUAUUCAAAAACAAAGGUAGAACAAGACCAGUGGCUUAUGGGGUAGUGUUUGAAGAUGCAUCACGUAGAAAGCAUAGGGCAUACCUAAAAGGAAGACAAAUGGAUGAAAUCAUACUAUCUGCUGGUGCUCUUGGAAGCCCACAACUUCUAAUGUUGAGUGGCAUAGGUCCAAAGGACCAACUUCAUACCCACAACAUCAAACCUGUGCUUCACCAUCCUUUCAUUGGUCAAGGCAUGGUUGAUAACCCAUUAAACGAAAUUUUUGUCCCUUCUCCGGUACCCGUCUCGCAAUCCUUGGUUGACAUUGUUGGUAUUACAAAGUCUGGAAACUAUAUUGAGGCAGUCGAGGGCUUCAAUUUGAUUGGUGCAAGACUUUCUGACUAUCAGGGUUAUUCCUAUGAGAUGGGUGGAUUUAUAUUCGAGAAAGUUAACUACCCUCAAUCCAAGGGUUACCUGGAGCUUCAAAACAGAAAUCCAGCUGAUAACCCAUCCGUAAAAUUCAAUUACUUUAAAAAACCUAAUGACUUGCGAAAAUGCGUUCUUGGGGUUAAAGUAAUCCUAAAAGCAAUUGAAUCAAAAGCAUUCUCGAAAUUCAAAUAUCCAAAUAUGACAAUCCAAGAUAUUCUCGACCUUAACGUGAAAAUGCCAACAACUUUUCCCCCACAUGCCAAUACGAGCUCAUCAUUGGAACAAUACUGCAAGGACAAUGUUAAAACUAUAUGGCAUUACCAUGGAGGCUGUCGAAUGGGCAAGGUAGUCGAUGGAAAUUAUAAGAUUCAAGGUGUGGAUUCUAUUCGAGUGAUUGACGGAUCAACUUUAAUUAUCUCUCCAGGAACCAAUCCCCAAGCGAGUCUUUUAAUGCUUGGAAGGUACAUGGGAGUCACGAUACUAAGCAAACGACUUGCAAGUGACAAAGCCAAAUAA
Molecule: messenger RNA, 2058 nt
Organism: Cynara cardunculus var. scolymus (artichoke)
Lineage: Eukaryota; Viridiplantae; Streptophyta; Magnoliopsida; Asterales; Asteraceae
Product: protein HOTHEAD-like
Exons: 7
Coding region: 1-2058 (685 amino acids)
Molecular function (GO): oxidoreductase activity, acting on CH-OH group of donors; flavin adenine dinucleotide binding
Source: RefSeq, a predicted model, not a curated record